AUGAACCAGUUGUGCAAACGCUUGAUAAGAAAUAUGAGCUGGAGACCGAGAUAUUUCGAUAUAGGUGUGAACUUCUCAGAUCCCAUGUUUCAAGGGUGUUAUAAUGGGUCAACCAAUCCGAAACAUCCAUGUGAUAUUGAAGAUGUAAUCAGCAGGGCCCAUUUGUUCAAUGUGGAUCGAAUGUUGAUUACAGCUUCCACCAUUAAAGAGAGUCGGGACCAUUUUAGAUUGUGUGAAAAGUAUCGAAAUCAAUUUAACUCAACUGCAGGUGUCCAUCCAUGCUCAGUUGCUAGUGAAUUUUACGUGAAAGAAGGAGAUAGUUAUACAGAGGAGUUGCGAUCUGAUGUUGAUGAGAAGCUCGCGGAGUUAAGAAGGAUCCUCGUUGACGGAUACCAACUGGGCAAUGUGAAAGCAUUCGGAGAGAUUGGAUUAGAUUAUGACAGACUACAUUAUUCUAGUAAGCGUCAACAACUUCAUAUGUUUAAACGUCAAUUGGACAUACUACAUGAACUUGACUUCAAUCUUCCGUUAUUUCUACACAUGAGGGCUGCAUGCGAUGAUUUUAUACAAAUUAUCAAACCUUACAUAGAUGACGGUACUGUCAAAAAUGGUGUGGUGCAUUCAUUCACUGGGACAGAAGAAGAGUUGAAUAAAUUGCUUGACCUUGGUUUCUACAUAGGUCUUAAUGGAUGUUCAUUAAAAACUGAAGAAAACUUGGACGUCGCAUCAAAAAUACCGGUUCAGAAACUUAUGAUUGAAACUGAUGCACCAUGGUGUGAAAUUAGAAAAAGUCAUGCUAGUUAUAAAUUAAUUUCUCCGUAUCCAAAUAAAUUUUACCCGGAAAUUGAGACGGGGCAAUUGAAUGAAGCCAAAUCCCAGUUUAAGCUAGAUGAUAACUUGCCCUUUCCUGCUAUCAAAAAGGAGCAUUAUACAAAACAUGCGGAUUUCGUUCAGAAAAGAAUUGAAGAUUAUCGAGAUGAUACUUCAACUGAGACUAGAAUUGGUUUACUUAGCAAACCAAUGAUCAAAUCUCGCAAUGAACCAGUUCAAGUCGGUCAUGUGGCUGAAGUUCUCUGUAAGUUACGUGGAAUUACUGAUGAUUCAGCUAUAGAAAAUUUUAUAGAUACAGUUUUUGACAACUCAGUAAAAGUUUUUCAUUAA
Lodderomyces orthopsilosis Co 90-125 is the source of this 1161-nucleotide messenger RNA. Its product is annotated as 3'-5'-exodeoxyribonuclease. Gene Ontology annotation, cellular component: cytosol. The transcript has a single exon. The record is from RefSeq and is a predicted model, not a curated record. Lineage: Eukaryota; Fungi; Ascomycota; Pichiomycetes; Serinales; Debaryomycetaceae. Gene Ontology annotation, molecular function: 3'-5'-DNA exonuclease activity. The coding region runs from base 1 to 1161 and encodes 386 amino acids.